AAUGGGAUUCCAUAUUAGUCUAUGGAGUUUUAUUGGCUCUAUUUUCUAUACAAUAAUAUAAGGUAAGUUCAUACAAUUCUUGAGUUACAUUCAAUAAUAUAGAUAAGUUAUUCCAGAAAUAAUGUUUUUAACAAUAUAUUCAGUAUUGGGAUAAGUGUUCAUCUUUUAUUGUAUAAGGUAAAUGUGAUAUUAUUAUAAUUUAAGUUGUUUCUCUCCAAGAGUUUUAAGUGUUGUAACAACAACAAGAAAGUUCUUUACUGUUCUCUUGUCUAUAAUUAUUCAUAAUCAUGAAGUUGAUUAAGUAUAAUGGGUUGGUAUAAGUUUAGUUGCUUUUGGUGUAGCAUGGGAAUUAUUUAUGGUAAUAAUGUAUAUUCAAUUUAUAUUAGGGAAUGAGUUCUAGAAUACCAGCUGAAAAGAAGAAGGAUUCAUACAUUAAAGUACCAUAUGAAGAUGAAAAGAAAGAAGAAGAAACUAUUGGAAAUAAUAAUUAAUAGGAUCAUAAACAUAAUCAUCAUAAUCAUCAUAAUCAUCAUUGA
Molecule: messenger RNA, 536 nt
Organism: Paramecium pentaurelia
Lineage: Eukaryota; Ciliophora; Oligohymenophorea; Peniculida; Parameciidae
Source: the annotation of a GenBank genome assembly